Kogia breviceps (pygmy sperm whale) is the source of this 3936-nucleotide messenger RNA. It is a transcript of the gene DPP9, whose product is annotated as dipeptidyl peptidase 9. NCBI's taxonomy places the organism in Eukaryota, Metazoa, Chordata, Mammalia, Artiodactyla, Physeteridae. The record is from RefSeq and is a predicted model, not a curated record. Gene Ontology annotation, molecular function: serine-type peptidase activity; dipeptidyl-peptidase activity. Gene Ontology annotation, biological process: proteolysis.
GGGGCCUGAGCUGCCGGGUAUCCCGUGUCCGCUGCCGCCGCUGUCCCCUGCGUCCGCCACUUCCUGGGCCGUAGUCCCGGGCAUGGAGCCGCGAGCUUGAGGCGCCGCUGGCUCCGGGACGCCCUGCCCAGCCCGGCCCUCGCCCCGCGCCGGCCCCGAGCCCCGGUCUGUGUCCCACGUCUGCAGCUGGAAUGGAGGCUCUCUGGACCCUUUAGAAGGUUCACCCACCCUGAGGUCAGCCGAGCGGUUAAUGCGGAAGGUUAAGAAAGUGCGGCUGGACAACACAAACACAGCACGUUGCAGAAGCUUCUCGCUGAAUUCCGAGGGGGCGGAGAGGAUGGCCGCCGGGGCGCAGACACGCGACCGCGACCGGGGCGACGCAGUCGAGAUGGGGGAGCCGGCCGCCCGCUUCCAGGUGCAGAAGCGCUCGUGGGACGGCCUCCGGAGCAUCAUCCACGGCAGCCGCAAGAACUCGGGCCUCGUCGCCAACAAAGCGCCACACGACUUCCAGUUUGUGCAGAAGACGGACGAGUCGGGCCCCCACUCCCACCGCCUCUACUACCUGGGGAUGCCCUACGGCAGCCGAGAGAACUCCCUCCUCUACUCCGAGAUCCCUAGGAAGGUCCGGAAGGAAGCGCUGCUGCUCCUGUCCUGGAAGCAGAUGCUGGAUCACUUUCAGGCCACGCCCCACCACGGGGUCUACUCCCGGGAAGAGGAACUCCUGCGGGAGCGGAAGCGCCUGGGCGUCUUCGGCAUCACCUCCUACGACUUCCACGGCGAGAGCGGCCUCUUCCUCUUCCAGGCCAGCAACAGUCUCUUUCACUGCCGGGACGGCGGCAAGAACGGCUUCAUGGUGUCCCCCAUGAAGCCCCUGGAAAUCAAGACCCAGUGUUCCGGGCCCCGGAUGGACCCCAAGAUCUGCCCCGCCGACCCCGCCUUCUUCUCCUUCAUCAACAACAGCGACCUGUGGGUGGCCAACAUCGAGACGGGCGAGGAGCGGCGGCUGACCUUCUGCCACAAGGGCUUGUGCAGUGUCCUCGACGACCCCAGAUCCGCGGGUGUAGCCACCUUCGUCAUCCAGGAAGAAUUUGACCGCUUCACCGGCUACUGGUGGUGUCCCACAGCCUCCUGGGAGGGUUCAGAAGGCCGCAAGACGCUGCGGAUCCUGUACGAGGAAGUGGACGAGUCCGAGGUGGAGAUCAUUCACGUGCCCUCUCCCGCGCUAGAGGAGAGGAAGACGGACUCCUACCGGUACCCCAGGACAGGCAGCAAGAAUCCCAAGAUCGCCUUGAAACUGGCUGAGUUUCAGACCGACAGUCAGGGCAAGAUUGUGUCAACGCAAGAGAAGGAGCUGGUGCGGCCCUUCAGCACGCUCUUCCCGAAGGUGGAGUACAUCGCCAGGGCCGGCUGGACGCGCGACGGCAAAUAUGCCUGGGCCAUGUUCCUGGACCGGCCGCAGCAGCGGCUCCAGCUCGUCCUCCUGCCCCCGGCCCUGUUCAUCCCCACCGCCGAGAGCGAGGAGCAGCGGGCAGCCUUCGCCAGAGCCGUGCCCAGGAACGUCCAGCCGCACGUGGUGUACGAGGAGGUCACCGACGUGUGGAUCAACGUUCACGACAUCUUCUAUCCCUUCCCCCAACCAGAGGGAGAGGACGAACUCUGCUUCAUCCGCGCCAACGAGUGCAAGACCGGCUUCUGCCACUUGUACAAAGUCACUGCCGUUUUGAAGCCCCGAGGCUACGACUGGACCCAGCCCUUCAGCCCCAGGGAAGAUGAAUUUAAAUGCCCCAUCAAGGAGGAGGUCACGCUGACCAGCGGCGAAUGGGAGGUUUUGGCAAGGCACGGCUCCAAGAUCUGGGUCAACGAGGAGACGAAGCUGGUGUACUUCCAAGGCACGAAGGACACGCCCCUGGAGCACCACCUCUACGUGGUCAGCUACGAGUCGGCCGGUGAGAUCGUGCGCCUCACCACGCCCGGCUUCUCCCACAGCUGCUCCAUGAGCCAGAACUUCGACAUGUUCAUCAGCCACUACAGCAGCGUGGGCACGCCACCCUGCGUGCACGUCUACAAGCUGAGCGGCCCCGAUGACGACCCCCUGCACAAGCAGCCCCGGUUCUGGGCCAGCAUGAUGGAGGCGGCCAGCUGCCCCCCGGAUUACGUGCCCCCAGAAAUCUUCCAUUUCCACACGCGCUCGGAUGUGCAGCUCUACGGCAUGAUCUACAAGCCACACGCCGUGCAGCCAGGGAAGAAGCACCCCACCGUCCUCUUCGUGUACGGUGGCCCGCAGGUGCAGCUGGUCAAUAACUCCUUCAAAGGAAUCAAGUAUUUGCGGCUUAACACUCUCGCGUCUCUGGGCUAUGCCGUGGUCGUGAUUGAUGGCAGGGGCUCCUGUCAGCGGGGGCUCCGAUUUGAAGGGGCCCUGAAAAACCAAAUGGGCCAGGUGGAGAUCGAGGACCAGGUGGAGGGCUUGCACUUCGUGGCCGAGAAGUACGGCUUCAUUGACCUGAGCCGGGUUGCCAUCCACGGCUGGUCCUAUGGAGGCUUCCUCUCCCUCAUGGGGCUGAUCCACAAGCCCCAGGUGUUCAAGGUGGCCAUCGCAGGCGCUCCGGUCACAGUCUGGAUGGCCUACGACACAGGGUACACAGAACGCUACAUGGACGUCCCAGAAAACAACCAGCUUGGCUACGAGGCGGGUUCCGUGGCCCUGCACGUGGAGAAGCUGCCCAAUGAGCCCAACCGCCUGCUCAUCCUGCACGGCUUCCUGGAUGAGAACGUGCACUUUUUCCACACAAACUUCCUCGUCUCCCAGCUGAUCCGAGCAGGAAAGCCUUACCAGCUCCAGAUCUACCCCAACGAGAGACACAGUAUUCGCUGCCCCGAGUCCGGCGAGCACUAUGAAGUCACGCUGCUGCACUUUCUACAGGAGCACCUCUGAGCCCGCGGGCCGCCACACGCGGAGCUUGCACAGUCAGAGCCCAAGUGGCUUCGCCGCCGCCGCCGUUGCAGGAGGGGGGUGGGGGACGAGGCAGGAGGGACUGAGCGGCCCCACAGGCCCUGUGCAGCGCCUCCUCCCACCGACCCCGCGCCCGACCGCCUGCCCGACCGCCUGCCCCGGGAGCUGCCGCCUUCACCCCAACGCCUUUUACUGUUUUCGUUAACGCUCCUGGAGUCUCUGCCUGCUGCUUCUUCGUGGCCAGGAUGGAGAGAUGAGGCCAACGUCCACGAGGCACGUUCCUCCUCUCCCUGUCGUCCAGGAGCAGGAGCCUCAACUCCACUGGGCACCGGAGGCCAGAAGAGACUCGGAGGAGCCGGGCCUUUGCCCCGGGGACCCCCAGGCCCAGCCCGGCCACCGGCACAGAGCAUGCGUCGCCUUUCCUCCCCACCCGCCCACUUCAUAUUUGUGUUUCGUUUUGUUUUUCUUUGGGGUGGGGGGUGGGCAUUUUUCUUAAUUAUUUAAAAGAAAGCAAGGGGUGCCUAAAUCUAGAUUCGGGGUCUGCCGCCGGGCCACAGGGUUCACCCCAGCCAGCACCCAAAGCCCACAGCGGGAGUCGUGCCCGGCAGGCCGUGAGCGGUGCGCAGGGCAGCGGGGCAGCCGUCCGGCCCGGCUUUCAGGCAGGCUCUGAAGCGCGCCCAGCCCCAUUCUCGCCCUCUGGCCACACGUUUCUGCCUGGCCCGGCCGCCCAGACCGGGGUUCCAGGGCUGGGAGUGGAACCCUCCCCGCCUCAGGGUUAUCCUUACUCCUUCCUUUUCCUCCCGCCAAGAGUUCUGCCACGGGCGCGGAGGGAAAAAAACAAAACAAAAAAAACCACAAAAAAAACCCCCACCAGAGACGAACCACCUCUACACAUUAUGAAAAGAAAAUAUUUUUGUCGAUUCUUAUUCUUUUAUAAUUACGCGUGUAAGAAGUAGACUCAUUAAACGAUGCCAGAUGGAAGCGUC